Messenger RNA from Penicillium malachiteum, 1113 nucleotides. RefSeq lists its product as uncharacterized. The record is from RefSeq and is a predicted model, not a curated record. The coding region runs from base 1 to 1113 and encodes 370 amino acids. The transcript has a single exon. Lineage: Eukaryota; Fungi; Ascomycota; Eurotiomycetes; Eurotiales; Aspergillaceae.
AUGAAGCAUAAAUUACCGGUUAGCAAACUCGAUCUUUUGGAUCCCACGAAAGCGACGAAAGCGAGAGCGCUUGACUUGAAAACUCAAAUUGCUGAACAGUAUGGUGAAACGUAUGGGGGAUUGGGAAACUUCAAGGAUUGGCAUAUCCUGGAUAUAUUUGCCUUCUGCAAUGCAUUCAAGCCAGCAGAGCACUGGGAUACUACUAAGGCGAAUUUCCUCAAAACUUACCCUUGGAAAGAUUUUAAUUCGUCUGCCAAUGUGAAGCUCUUCCUAUAUCUCACAAUGCUCAAGGAAUUUUGGGGACUGAUAUCGAGUGUUGAUGAACGUUGGGGUCCUCAAAGCCUAAUACAGCCACUGUUCAUCUGGACGAGGCACUGUGACAAUGAGGAUCUGGAUGGCCGAGCCCAGCUUGUCAGAGACUGGGCACAGGUCUUUGGGGCCCAAAACCCGACCUACGCUACUAUCCAGCCCAAUGGUACCUUCGAGUACAAAUCUUUGAUGUGCGAGGGCAUGUACGAGAAUAAGAAGGGUAGAACCAAAAAAGGCCAAAAAGUUGACAAAGUAUCACCUCAGCAAUCAGGAGAAGUUUUGAGAAAAGAACCCUUGAAGAAGUGGCCAAAAGUGAGGGCGAAGGCUUGCAUGGAACCUGACAGAACGACCGACCAAAACAUGAAAACACAGUCUCGUAACCAAGUUUUGACUCGUGCCAUGACCAAGAAAGCUGCCGAAAAGAUGAACAUCGCUGGCGAAAAGAUGAAUAUUGAAGAGGAGACUUGGGGAGAGAUCGUCUCGCGUAAAGCUGAGUUCAUUGACAGUCCUUAUAAGGAUGACUCCGAUUAUGAGUUUGAGGAAGAUGAAGAUGAUGAAGACGAUGACGAUAAGAAGGAUUUCUGGGUCGCAAAACCGGAGGAAAGGGAAAUUUUGAAGAAGAGAGGAGGGGAAACGGGUUUGUUUGAUGGAAAACUUCUUAAAUUGACUAAGAAGAUGGAUUCGACCACUUUGGAGGGCAAUUCGGAUGACAAUUUGUAUGACAUUGACAUGGAGAGCGACUCGGAUCACGAUUCAAUCAGUGGAUUUGAACCGACUAGAGCUCGGAAAAAAUUCCAGGACUAA